Messenger RNA from Cottoperca gobio, 4044 nucleotides. It is a transcript of the gene dcbld2, whose product is annotated as discoidin, CUB and LCCL domain containing 2. The record is from RefSeq and is a predicted model, not a curated record. The coding region runs from base 475 to 2556 and encodes 693 amino acids. Gene Ontology annotation, molecular function: signaling receptor activity. Gene Ontology annotation, biological process: wound healing. Gene Ontology annotation, cellular component: plasma membrane. Lineage: Eukaryota; Metazoa; Chordata; Actinopteri; Perciformes; Bovichtidae. The transcript has 15 exons.
UUGGGGGACUCGGGUAUCCCAGAUCAGAAGGAGGAGCCUCGGUGGAGGAAGUAGCUCCACACAGCUUGGAUGUGUGCGUGUGUGUUUGUGUGUGUGUGAGUGUGUGUGGAGAGCAGUUACCUCCACAGUGAAGAGUGUCGCUAACCACUGGAUUGUUAAAAAAAAAGACAAGCAAAAGUCGGGAGGAAACCACACGCGGACUCGCUCUCGAGGAUUAGUUUUUGUAUUUGCCCCCCCACCUUCUCGGUACAGGUUGAAGCCGUGCAGCCGGUCCAGAAGCGAGCAUUAUGCAUUCAGACUGCAGGCUGCUAUGGGCAGAGCGGUAAUGGUGGGCAGGGGACCGACAGGGGCCGGGGUUCUCGUCCUGUCGAUUCUCAUCAUUCUCACCACGGAAGGCUGUCGAGCGCAGAAAGGUUGGUGCCACACAGCUGCGGUGACAACUGGAGGAGCCGAGAGUAAAAGCACCGCGGCGACAUGAUGCGGCCAUGCUGCUUUCUAAAGUGUGAACACGGGCGUUUUUCUAGGUGUUUUAGAGAUGAGCUUAAAGGCUACGGUGAUGGCUGUGGCCCCAGUGUACUUGGCCCCAGCAGUGGGACUCUGUCCUCUCUGGGUUACCCGGGGACAUACCCGAACAACACUGUGUGUGAGUGGGAGAUCAGCGUGCCUCGUGGCAACAGGGUCCACUUUCGCUUUGCCGAGCUGGACAUAGAAGACGCCGACUGCCGGGUCAACUACCUCCGCCUCUACAACGGGAUUGGACCCGAGAGGAGUGAGAUCGUGAAGUACUGCGGUUUGAGCCUGAAGGUCAAAGAGCUGAUCGAGUCCACCAGCAACCAGGUCACGGUCCAGUUCAUGAGUGGGACCCACCACACCGGACGUGGGUUCUACCUGUCUUACUCCACCACCGAACACCCAGAUCUUAUCACCUGCCUGGACAAAGGGACUGAUUUCCCCGAGGCAGAGUUUAGUAAAUACUGUCCCGCGGGCUGCUUGACAUCUGCCGAGGAGAUUUCCGGAACUAUACCUAACGGAUACAGAGAGUCCUCUCCCGUGUGCGUGGCAGCCGUCCAUGCAGGUGUGGCGUCCAACGCGGUGGGAGGGAGGAUCAGCGUGGUGAGCAGCAAAGGCAUCCCUCACUACGAGGCCACGCUGGCCAACAAUGUCACUUCCACUGGAGGAACUUUGUCCAACAGCCUCUUCACCUUCAAGACCAACGGCUGCUAUGGGACGCUGGGUUUCGAGUCUGGUGGUGUCGCGGACACUCAGUUGUCGGCCUCGUCUGUGUGGGAGUGGAACAACAUCAUCGGUCAGCACAGUGUGUGGGCACCAUCAGGGGCACGGCUUAAAACGGCGGGGCUGCCCUGGGCGUCUUCUCAGAGCGAUCAGCAGCAGUGGCUGCAGGCCGAUCUCAAGAGGGAGAAGAAGAUCACAGGUAUCACCACCACCGGCUCCACCCUGAGAGAGUACCAGUAUUACGUUUCAGCAUACCGGGUCCUGUACAGUAGCGACGGCCAGCAGUGGUACAUCUACAAGGAAGCAAAUUCUACACAAGACAAGGUUUUCCAAGGCAACAUCAACUACCUGCACGAGGUGAGGAAUAACUUCAUUCCUCCACUUGAGGCCCGGUUUGUGAGGAUACAUCCGACCCUAUGGCACCAGAGAAUCGCACUCAAGUUGGAACUGCUCGGCUGCCAGAUACCCGCCGCGAGGCGGAGGCAGGAACCGAGAACGAGGAUGUUACCCCCCCCUCGGCAUGCUCCACCUCCUGCGGGUACAAAACGCCCACCUCACUAUGGUCAAACCACAACACACCCCCCAGACAUCAGAAACACCACUAUGCCCCCACACACUAAUAAAGAUGUGGCGCUGGCAGCGGUGCUCGUGCCCGUGUUGGUCAUGGUUCUAACUGCUCUCAUCUUGAUUGUGGUUUGUGCUUGGCACUGGAGGAACAGGAAAAAGAGCUCCGAAGGAACAUAUGAUCUCCCUCACUGGGACCGCACAGACUGGUGGAAAAGCAUGAAGCAGCUGUUGCCCUCCAAGAUGGUGGAGACGGAGGAUUCAGUUCGGUACAGCAGCAGUGAGGUGGGCCGGCUGACGGGGAGAGGGGCUGUACCCAGACUGCACGCUGAACCUGCAGAAUACGCUCAGCCCCUGGUGAGUGGCGUUACAACGCUGGGUGCCCGCUCAACCUUUAAACCAGACGAGGGGCCCGACCCAGGAUACUCAGACCCCGACCUCUACGACGCUCCCAUCUCACCGGACGUGUACCACGCCUAUGCAGAACCCUUACCGGCCUCGGGGUCGGAGUACGCCACGCCCAUCGUGGUGGAUAUGGGUUGCCACCCAUCGGGGGGCUCCUCUUUGACCCAGCCCUCCACAGUGUGCAGUUUCAUGGGUGCCGGGCCCACCUCCCUGCUCACACAGACAGACGGCAGCCAUUCGGGGAGGUCGGCUUACGAUACGCCAAAGAACGCCACCGGACAGGUCACGCCCACUGAGGAUAUGACCUAUCAGGUGCCUCAGAGUAGCACUCAGAAGCCAACGGGAAAGAGCUGAAGAGUCUGGAUGCACAUGGCCUUAAUCUGCCCCCUCACUGCCGACCCACCGGACAAAGAUGGAGGGUUGGUAACAGAGGAGGUGUGAACCUGGAGCCCGGCCUCGAGUCUUGAAUGAACACUACCUUUUUAGGUUUAGAUUCAUCUGGAGAUGUCUGUAUUGCCUAAAUGUUUCUGCAUGGCCACAAUCUGCUUGUGUAGUGCCAUUACAGUCCUAUCACUGAAACCACAAAGAUGAAUGUGUUUUUGGAGGGACGGACGGAUGGAGGAUGAAGAGGAUGAAGCUGACUACUAUUUGAUAAAGACUUUGUCCCCGUUCUGUGAUCCUUAGUAGUUCUUGCAUUCUGUGAAACUGUGAUUUCCAUUAUUCUUCUGUUACAUACUGAACCAACUGAAAUGCACCUGAUGAUGUACGUUCAUCACACCUAAAGGGUUCUCUUACUGAACUAACUGCAUGUUGCAUUGAGUACCCCAGAUCCUCGGUCAAAGACUCUAGUUUUCCACGGUACGUUUUUGUCUUACUUUGUUUAAAAAGCAUGACUUAAAUUGUGUAUAGUUCUAAUAAUCCCAUUAUUGCAAACGUCUGUUAAAACUCUCAGAUGAUUUACUGAUAUUUAUUUUACAUCCUGCUGAUGAGGAGACACAAAAAAAAAAAAAUAGCCCUCCACUGAUUACGCAUCAAAGAAUUGUGGUUGCACUGUUGAGGACAUCUUACUGAUACGUUUUUAUUUUUGUUUUUACCCUCGUCAGAGAUGUAGUGUGUGUAAACGUGAAAAGGCUGAUCGGGAAGAUCAAUCCAGUGAACUUCACAAAGACCAAAUGUUGCCUUUUUCUGUGUUUUAUGCAGUGUUAGUUCAACACAACCAACUUUAACAAUCGUGCCAACAGUGCACACUUAGCCAAAUAAACAAGAACGCAGUCUUAAUGUAGGAAACGGGCCGAGUUAGUUGAUGUCCUAACAACAAAAGGUGCAGAGAAAAGGGGUCGAUGGGUUAAUCUGUGUGUUUGUCUUGAACUUUUAGAUUUUAUUUGUGCAUCAUGGUGAUUGUCGUGUUGUAAUGGCUGUUUGAUCUGUCCUUAAUGCAUUUGAGUGUUCCUUCCUUGUAUGUGUGGUAGGCUCUUUCGAUAUUUCAGUCCCGCGUGUUUCCCCCGACUGGUUUAUGAUGCGGCUUGUAGUUUGUGUCAUACGAUGUGUUCAGUCGUUGUCUGUAGCACCAGUUAGACUGCAUUCCUCUCCCGUGGUACUAAUCUGACCAAACGCUCUGUGGCAGGAGUGCAGAUGGAGAAAAAUGGAACUUGACAGAACGGCAGCCUCACCUGGGUGAAGGUGUUGUUCACACAGCUGUGCCACAAAUCAAUCACGCCUUGAUUAUGCUCAAUAACCAAGACGAUGGACAUGCAGUUCUCGGUGCUCCCUGGUCACAGAGGGAUUGUGUUUAUGUGGCUCUCACUGAUUGUAUAUAGAGAAAUAAAGAGUUUUUAAAAGAAA